ACCUGUAACUCAGGCCAGAAGACUAACGGAUAUGUCAAAUGCAAACCUAAUCUAAAGCUUCAAUUUUUACUGAUUUUCCUCUUUCCUUUGUUGAUUUCAGAAUCUGAAGGUAUAUCCCAUAUACCUUGUUGUGAGACCUAUGUAAGAGACAAGAAGAGGAAGAGUUGGAGAACAAAUGAAGAGGAAAAGAGAAGGAUUUGAGAAGAAAGGCUCAGAGAUAAGGUCUGUCAUUGAAGAGCUUUCAUCUGUUGUCAGAGUUAAACCUGGGGUUCAUCAGGAAACAGCCCUCAUCCCCUCAAGGCCCUUUCUCUCCAUCUGCAACUUGUUUCUCCAAGUUCUUGAUAAGAUUGGACCAACGAUGGCGGUAUUGAGACAAGACGUACACCAGAAUAUUCAGAGAUUGGAGAAGCUGUAUGAAUCAGAUCCUUCAAUUUAUUCGAAUUUGGUGGAAGUUUUGAAGAAAGAGGAUAGCGAAGGGACUGCAAGAAAGCCUACCAGUUCUGCCAGAGCCUUGGUCUGGCUCACUAGGUCCAUGGACUUCGCGGUAGCUCUGUUGGACAAGUUAGUAAAGGAACCAGACCAGACUAUUGAGCAAGCGGUGGAGUCUUCUUAUGAUAUUGCAUUGAAACCAUGGCACGGUUGGAUCUCUUCAGCUGCUUACAGAGUAGCUCUCAAGUUAAUCCCUGAUAGAAAAACCUUCAUUUGCUUACUAAUGGCCGGGGAUGAAGACUAUGAUAAGCUUAAGGAGGACUUGCAGAGUUUGGUUUCACUGCUUUUGCCUCUUUUAGAUGACAUCCACUCUAUCCUGAGAAGCUUUCGAUUGGACAAGUUAAAAUCCUCCUAAUUAAGGAGAGAGAGUACAUAAAGCAAAUUAAAACAAGUUGGCUUUUCUUCUCUAACAUAGUUUGCAUGUACAAAUUAAGUGUUAAUUUUGGCUGACUUUUGAGUAACUCUUCAAUCUUAUGUACAUAUACAUAUGUAUUUCUUUUACUACCUAGUAAAUGAGUAAAAUUUUGUGAAUUACAU
This is a messenger RNA of Telopea speciosissima, 1026 nucleotides long. Its product is annotated as glycolipid transfer protein 3-like. The transcript has 6 exons. The record is from RefSeq and is a predicted model, not a curated record. Gene Ontology annotation, biological process: intermembrane lipid transfer; ceramide transport. Gene Ontology annotation, cellular component: cytoplasm; cytosol; membrane. NCBI's taxonomy places the organism in Eukaryota, Viridiplantae, Streptophyta, Magnoliopsida, Proteales, Proteaceae. The coding region runs from base 176 to 844 and encodes 222 amino acids. Gene Ontology annotation, molecular function: ceramide 1-phosphate binding; ceramide 1-phosphate transfer activity.